This is a messenger RNA of Vigna unguiculata (cowpea), 3285 nucleotides long. RefSeq names its product disease resistance protein Roq1-like. Gene Ontology annotation, molecular function: ATP hydrolysis activity; ADP binding. Gene Ontology annotation, biological process: signal transduction; defense response. NCBI's taxonomy places the organism in Eukaryota, Viridiplantae, Streptophyta, Magnoliopsida, Fabales, Fabaceae. The record is from RefSeq and is a predicted model, not a curated record.
UCAGUAUCAACGCUCAGCAUUAUCACUCUAAACUUUGUUCCAAUGGCGACUCAAAGAUUCGGAUAUGAUGUGUUCCUAAGCUUCAGAGGGGAAGACACGCGUUAUGGUUUCACCGGCAAUCUCUACAAAGCUCUGUGUGACAGGGGAAUUCAUACUUUCAUCGAUGAUGAGGAACUUCAGCGUGGAGAUGAAAUCACAGCAGCACUUAUGAAAGCAAUUGAAGAGUCUAGGAUUGCCAUCGUUUUGCUCUCUCAAAACUAUGCUUCUUCCUCCUUCUGCUUGGAUGAGCUUGCAACCAUCCUUCACUGCCACACCAAAGGAUUGUUGGUUAUACCGCUCUUUUAUAAGGUCAACCCUUCUGAUGUCAGACAUCAUAGAGGUAGUUAUGGAGAAGCAUUGACUAAGCAUCAGAGAAUGUUUAAAGAUAAGAAGAAGUUGCAGAAAUGGAAGAUGGCUCUGCGUCAAGUAGCUGACUUGUCUGGCUAUCAUAUCAAAGACGGUGAUGGAUACGAAUACAAGUUUAUUGGGAGUGUUGUGGACGAGGUCUGCCACAAGAUUAAUCCAACUCGUUUACAUGUUGCGGAUUACCCUGUUGGACUAGGGCCACAAGUGCUUGAAGUGAGAAAGCUUUUAAAUGUGGAAUGUGGUGAUGGAUUCCACAUGAUAGGGGUCCAUGGAAUGGGUGGUGUAGGAAAAACAACACUCGCUUUAGCAGUUUAUAAUUUGAUUGCUGACUGUUUUGAUGGUUCUUGUUUUAUUCAAAACGUGAGAGAGAAAUCAAACAAACAUGGGCUGGAACACCUCCAAAGCAUCCUUCUUUCAAAAAUACUUGGUGAUAAGGACAUCAACAUAGCAAGUGAACAUGAAGGAAUUUCAAUGAUACAACAAAGGUUGCAGCGAAAAAAGGUUCUCUUGAUUCUUGAUAAUGUUGACAAGUGCGAGCAGCUACAGACACUGGCUGGAAGCCCUGAUUGGUUUGGUCCCGGCAGCAGGGUCAUCAUCACAACUCGAGAUACACAUCUGCUUGCAUCUCAUCAGGUCAAAACAACAUAUGAGGUCAAGACAUUGAAUAAAGAUGAUGCUCUUCAGUUACUUAAAUGGAAAGCUUUCAAAACGAAACAUGUUGAUCCUCGUUACGUGGAGGUCUUAAAUGAUGUGGAAAUUUAUGCUUCUGGCCUUCCAUUGGCUUUGGAAGUAAUUGGUUCCAACCUGUUUGCAAAAACUGUGGAACAGUGGAAAUCUGCUAUCAAUCAAUAUAAAAGAAUUCCUAACAGUCAAAUCCUUGAUAAACUUAAAGUAAGCUUCGAUGCUUUGGAGGAAGAGGAGAAGUGUGUUUUUCUUGACAUUGCUUGUUGCUUCAAAGGAUAUGAACUGACAGAGGUUGAGGUUAUGCUUCGUGCUCUCUACGAUGACUGCAUGAAACAUCAUAUUAGUGUGCUGCUUGAAAAAUCUCUCAUAAAGAUUGGUUGGUUUAAUACAAUUGAAAUGCACGAAUUAAUUGAGGACAUGGGAAGACAAAUUGACCAGAAACAAUCAUCGAAAGAGCCAGGAAAGCGCAGGAGAUUAUGGUUAUCUAAAGAUAUAACUGAUGUUUUAAAGGACAACACAGGAACUAGCAGGAUUGAGAUGCUAUGUUUUGAUAUCUCCAUGUCUGAGAAAGAAGAAACACUAGAUUGGAAUGGAAACGCCUUUGGAAAUAUGAAAAACCUUAAAAUACUUGUUAUUAGAAAUGGGAAAGUUUCCGGAGGUCCCAAUUGUUUUCCAGAAAGUUUGAGAGUACUGGAAUGGCAUGAAUACCCUUCAAAUUGUUUACCAUCUAACUUUGAUCCGACAAAACUUGUGACAUGCAAGUUACCUAACAGUCAUUUUACGUCAUUUGGAUUUGGCUCAUCAAAGAAGUUAGAGAAUCUAACCGAAUUGAAUUUUGACAACUGCCAACUUUUAACACGGAUGCCUGACGUAUCAGAUCUCCCAAAUUUGGAGAAACUUUCCUUUGAGCGGUGUAAGAGUUUAAUUGCAGUUGAGGAGUCAAUUGGUUUUCUAAAUAAACUUAAAAUAUUGAAAGCUCAACGUUGCACGAAGCUUAGGAGGUUUCCACCUCUGAACUUGCCCUCUCUUGAAAAACUUGAACUUUCAGAUUGUUCAAGUCUUGAGAAUUUUCCAGAAAUAUUAGGAGAGAUGGGAAAUAUUGGGGAACUUAGUUUGUCUAAACUUGCCAUAAAAGAGUUAACAGUUUCAUUUCAAAAUCUUACUGGGCUCCGAGAAUUAGACGUGAAAUGUGAUUUUCUUCAGUUAAGUCACAUUGCCUUGACGCCUUCAUUGUGUGAUUUGAACGUUGGUAAAUGCAAGGAGUGGAAAUGGGUAAAAUCAAAAGAUGGAGAAGAAGAAAUGGGCUCAACGGUAUUUUCAGAUCUACGUUACUUUCAGCUUAACUCCUGCAACCUGAACGAUGAUUUUUUUCGAGCAGGUUUCACGCAGUUGACCACAGUGAUUUCCUUAAACCUAUCGGAAACUGAUAUCACAUUCAUUCCUGAGUGCAUCAAAGAAUUUCACUGCCUGUAUGAUCUUAAUGUGAAUAGAUGCACGCGUCUACAGGAAAUUAGAGGGGUUCCACCAAACCUGCAUACUUUCUGGGCGAUAGAGUGUACAUCAUUGACUUCCUCGGGUUCAAGCAUGUUGUUGAAUCAGGAACUUAACCAGCUUCGACGGACUACUUUUAUGUAUCGAGGAGGAAGUAUUCCAAGGUGGUUUGAUAAAGAAAGCAGAGGACCUUCAAUUUCUUUCUGGUUUCGUAAUGAAUUCCCUCCCAAAGUUCUUUGUCUUCUUAUUGCACCUGUACUUGAUGAUAUCACUUUAAACUUGGUUAUACCCGUGGUGUUAAUCAACGGCAAAGAUCUAGAAUAUACUUCUUUGAGCCGUCGGAAGAGACGAGUGAGGAUGGUGGAAUUGGAUCAUAUACACCUCUUUGAUCUACAUGACUUUCAGUUCCUUGAAGAUCUGAGGAAAAUGGCUUCAGAAAAGGAGUGGAAGCAUGUGGAGAUUACAUACCAAGGUUUGUUUGAUACCUCACUCAUCAAAUCAAUGGGAAUCCAUAUAGUCAAAUCGGAAAGAAGAGGCAUAAAGGACAUUCGAUAUGAUGAUCCUUACACCACCACAAAAGUGUCCCCAUUCAACUUCUUUAUAACUUUUCUUCCUUUCUUUUCUCGCUUUUUGUUUGCCCUCAUUUUAUUUAUUAGUAUCAUGGCCUACCCAAUCCAAUUAUGACACUUUUAUUUGGGUUUAUAU